Talaromyces marneffei is the source of this 2418-nucleotide messenger RNA. RefSeq lists its product as uncharacterized. NCBI's taxonomy places the organism in Eukaryota, Fungi, Ascomycota, Eurotiomycetes, Eurotiales, Trichocomaceae. Gene Ontology annotation, molecular function: RNA polymerase II cis-regulatory region sequence-specific DNA binding; zinc ion binding; DNA-binding transcription factor activity, RNA polymerase II-specific. The coding region runs from base 1 to 2418 and encodes 805 amino acids. Gene Ontology annotation, cellular component: chromatin. The record is from RefSeq and is a predicted model, not a curated record. The transcript is spliced from 4 exons. Gene Ontology annotation, biological process: regulation of transcription by RNA polymerase II; DNA-templated transcription.
AUGGCUCCCACGGCUCCUUCUGCGGCCUCGACCUCCCCGGCCAAGAAGACUUCUGUUCCAGAGAAGAAAUACAAGUGUCAAUUUUGCAAUCGUGCUUUCAGUCGCAGUGAACAUCGCAGCCGACACGAGCGAUCCCACACCAAGGAACGUCCAUUCAAAUGCUUAAAAUGCCGCAGCACCUUCGUGCGUCGAGAUUUGCUUCUCCGUCAUGACCGUACCGUUCAUGCCAAGGAUGGAGGCAUUCCUCUCGUCAGCGAAGGUCGCAGACGUGGUGGUAACGCAGGUACUCAAAAGAGCCCUCCUACUACCGCCGCCCCUCCCAAACCCUCUAUUACUAUUGAUCCUGCCACUUUAGAGCAAAUCGAGGCAAGCAGUGAUGGUAUGGUCGACCUUGAAACAGCAGCCAUGUUGAUGACCGAUUUCCAACAUAAGGCCGCUGCUGCCGCUACUGGUCAUGUGCAAGACCGCACUGGCUCCGAUCGCUCGUUCUCGCCUAAUCGUGGAUCUCUUCUCGAUCAGCAUGCCUCUUACCUGUCCGGAAACGCAACGCUUCCUCAGAUGCCUUGGGACUCGUUGGUUUCGCCCACUGAGACAAAGCAUCAUAUGGCUGGUUUCGGUUCUCAAGAUGCUGGUUCGCAUGGUCAUCAAUUGUCAAUGAUGUCGGCUCGAGAUACCUUGGCGCCUUCUUUGCAUUCCCUUGUCGAUUCAUUGCCCAUGUCUGGCAAUUCUACUCCCAAUGCGCUGUCGCCUUACCCCUCAAUGACCGGCCCUGUCAGCCCAGUCAAUUACCGUCGCUCUCCUGGCCCCAGUCAAGCGCUUACUCUACCAAAGGCCCCUCAACUUGUGAAUGAGAUGGAGAGACAACGUAUUGUGGAAAAUGUCAAGAAUUCCGACACCCUUUCGGCUCUACCAGAAGGCUUCCAGCUUCCCUCCACAGCAUCGUUGAACAAGUAUCUUUCGACUUACUUCAACCUUUACCAUCACCACCUUCCAUUCUUGCAUCAGGGCUCAUUCAAGCCUACGGAAGCCUCGCCCCCUCUUCUCCUGGCCGUACUUUCCAUCGGUGCUCUUUACACGUUUGAGCGGGAGCAUGCAUUCAUGCUACACGUCGGAUCCAAGGUCCUCGUUAACCAGUUCCUUCAGCAAAAAGACAACUUUGACUCGCGAAAAUGCCCUCUGUGGGCUAUGCAAAGUACUUUACUGAACAUGAUUUUUGAGAGCUGGAGUGGAGAUCCAAAGGGUCUUGAAUGGACUUGCUCAAUCAAGAGUUUGCUCGCUAAUAUGGUUGCUGGAAAUCGCUACCAAUUGAAGCUCCGCACUGAGGCUCGUGAAGGUCGGCUACCCUCUCAUGAUCAGUGGAUUGAGGACGAGUCUUGCCGUCGGACGUACUACGCCGUCUACAUCUUCUUCGGCAUGCUUACUUUGACUUUCAACCAUACUCCCGCCAUGAGCUUGGAUGAACUUGAUAGCUUGGAAUUGCCCUCUUCAGAGUCGCUGUGGAGUCUUGAUGUGACCGACGAGGACUCCUGGCACCGCGCGUUGAGCACUGUCAUCCCCGUCAACAUUCGGGAAGCACAUGAUCGAUUGUUCCAGGGUGAACAGACAAGAUAUAGUGCCUUUGCUACUCGAGUCAUGAUCAAUGCCCUCUUCCUUCAAGUCUGGAGUCACAAGCGCAGUUUUGAGGCUCUUCAGGAUGUAGUGACCGAGUACAAGCUCCGCCUCGCCCUGGAGACUUGGGAGAACUCUCUUGAGCUGUGUGAACCCGAGACCAUUGUGGUCCCCUUGAGCACGCCUCAAAAGGGUCAUCCUUUGAUCUUCAACUCCAUGGCCAUUUACCGCAACACCCGUGCUCGGUUGGCAGUGGACCUCAAGUCCGUUCAGGAAGCUCUCCGCUACCACUCCUCGUACGAGGUCGCUGCUGCUAUGACGGUUGCUCGCGACAAGGUCAAGCGGUCUCCCGAGAUGAACAAUGUCAUCCAACAAUGCUUCGAGUGCAUUGAGAUUGCUGCUGUUCAAGGCAUCAACUGGGUCGCCAAGACGUCUGCUACCAACUGGAGCGUCGAGCACCCUCUUUGUGGCUUGGAUCUUAUGGUCAUCCUCAGCCUGUGGCUCUAUCGCCUGGAACAUGACGAGGAGCCAGCCACGGAAGCCGAGAUUGCCAUCUACAGCAAGGUUCGCAAUCUAUUCGACGAUGAUGCCAUUGAUGCAUUUGGCAAAUUGAGCUCCACCGUUGCACGUGUCUGGGGUAACAUCCUUGAUGGUGUUGUUGUUUGGGGACUCACCAAGCUCAUGGGCGAAUCCUUCAAGCUUCACGCACAGGCUUUGGUUGGCUACGAAGAUUCUUUGCAGGUCGCGAAAGACCAACCAUUGCAUCCCAUGCCUACCAAGAGCCUUGCCAGCGUGGGCACCGCAUACUAA